AUGCCUCUAGAAAAUAACAUCACUAUUACAAAGAUCAGUCCAGAACCAUGGGAGUUCCCUGAUGUGAAUGGUUUCAGCACAGCUCAGAUAUCACCAGAGCGAGUGACAAAGGCACUUUUUUCAGAGUCUGUCGAGGCAAAGAUAUGGCGUGUGGCUGCUCGCGCAUUGAGAAGCUCCAACCCGCCCGUGCUCUAUCCGGAAUAUACCGACGAAAGAGGCAAUUAUGUCUACCGAACCCUUGAUUUCUGGACAUCGGGCUUCUUUCCCGGUUCCAUGUACCUUCUACUCGAGCGGUCGAUUCGGUAUAAUCGAAAGAUGUCUCUACGUAAACCCGUCGACGAGAUAAGACCUCACGCACUCCAACUCGAGCACCUAUGUCGGUGGUGGACUGCCAAUCUUCAUCAAAACGCACUUAAGCGUGAUACACACGAUGUCGGGUUUAUGAUUGCACCAUGGGCUAUGAAAGCCUGGGAGCUGAAACGGGACCCAGCUGCGUUCAGCACUUUGGUCAUGGCCGCGCACUCCCUUGCGAGUCGGUUCAACACAGUUACGCAGUGUUUGCGCAGCUGGGACACCUGCAUUACCAAUCGAUACCAAUUCACAGAUUCAUCCUUGGACUUUUUGGUGAUUAUCGAUAACAUGCUCAACCUUGAUCUCCUUUUCUGGGCUGCAAAGGAGACUUCGAAUUCCGCAUUAUAUGACAUUGCGCUGGCACAUGCGCGCACGACACAAAAACACCAUAUUCGGAAAGACAACAGUACAUUCCAUGUCGUGAACGUUGAUACGGAGACCGGCGAUGUCAAAGCUCGAUUCACGAACCAAGGCUAUAGUGAUGACAGUUGCUGGGCUCGAGGACAGGCAUGGGGGAUUUUGGGGUUCAUGCAGACCUUCCAUUGGACUCGGGAUUUGUCCUUCCUGAGCAUAGCCAAAGACCUGGCAGACUACUUUAUUGCGCAUUUGCCAGCAGAUGGAGUGCCGUACUGGGAUUUCAAUGCACCAGUGACAGAAUCGUGUCCCCGUGAUACGUCUGCAGCUAUGAUCGCUGCUUGUGGCAUGCUUCUCAUUUACAAAGAGCUUAGUGAUACCCAAGAGGCAAAGCACUACCUCCAUCAGUCGAUAAAGCUCGUCAACAGUGUGGUUGGUAUGUUCCUGGGUCAUGAAACUCUUCAGUUUGAGACUAGACGUCUUGUAUCACAAGUUCCAGUUUACCCAGAUGGCUGUAUCCAUGAGCAAACUGGGGACGGCUUCGAUAUUCUACAAGUUGUGCAUGAUAUUGGAACUACGCCCAAGGCAUGUGAAACUAUUCUGGGUGGAGCCACCAUUAAUAACUAUGAGUUCGCACCGAGAAGGUGGUCAAACCAUGGGCUGGUAUAUGCGGACUAUUACUUUUUGCUCUUUGGCAACAUGAUACUUGAAAUGGGUCUUGAGUCUUCUAUCGUGUGA
Molecule: messenger RNA, 1443 nt
Organism: Penicillium crustosum
Lineage: Eukaryota; Fungi; Ascomycota; Eurotiomycetes; Eurotiales; Aspergillaceae
Product: glycoside hydrolase family 88 protein
Exons: 3
Coding region: 1-1443 (480 amino acids)
Biological process (GO): polysaccharide catabolic process
Molecular function (GO): chondroitin hydrolase activity
Source: RefSeq, a predicted model, not a curated record